AUGAUCUAUGAGAGGCAUGUUAGAUUACGUCACGUGAGGCAGACAGAUGGCGUUAUAGAUCAUGUUCAAGCAUUUUUUCGGAAGAAGCACUCCAGACGGGAGUUAUGUCGGCACGGAGGUAAAGUGAAAGGACAGGAAUGCUCGGGGUCCCGGAAAAAAGUUGAUCCAUCUGGCGCGGGGGCUGCUUCGCCUCUUGGUGCCGCACCCGACCCCAAGCCUAGGUUGCCCACACGGCCGACGGCCGCAUCGAAGCACUCCAGACGGGAGUUAUGUCGGCACGGAGGUAAAGUGAAAGGACAGGAAUGCUCGGGGUCCCGGAAAAAAGUUGAUCCAUCUGGCGCGGGGGCUGCUUCGCCUCUUGGUGCCGCACCCGACCCCAAGCCUAGGUUGCCCACACGGCCGACGGCCGCAUCGGUCUCCAGUGAUCCUCUCUUUCUGGAUUACUCUGGUGUUUUUGACAAGCUGACGGCCGUGCUGAAAUGUGUACCGGUGUACGACCAUAUCCCUAAGCCAUGCAGGAAAACUGACGGCUGGAAACCUGUCCUCGGCUGUUCACUUGUCUGUUUGCCGGAGGGCCUGGCGGAGAGCUCGCCGGCCACCUUCGAUAGAUUAUGUUCCUUCCACCCAAAAAUUCCGGUGGACAGGCGGGUCUUUCUCGCAUUGACACCAACGGCUGGUUGCGUUUCUCCCGCCGAGGUGCUGAGGGCCGUUAAAUCGUUCAAAAUCGGUUCUUCUGGAGGCCUGGAUGGCCUACCACCCCAGCACCUUAAGGAUGUUUUUUUAGGCCCCUUGCCAAUCGACGACACACUGAACUUCUUAAUCCAAUUCAUUAAUUUGAUCCUAUCUGGAGCUUGCCCACUCUCCCUCUCUGAGCUUAAAUUCGCCCUGGGUCGUGUUUCCUGUCUUUUGGCCCAUGCUGCCUUGACUAUUAUCCGCAAUGCCCUCAGUUUGCUCAAAUUGAUGUACUUCCUGCGUACAUCCAAACACAUUGACCCUUCUAAAUUGGGCGAAUUUGACGGAGCCCUGCGCACCACCCUGUCGUCGAUUUGCAAUGUUCAAGCGCCCGGACGGAUGCACACUAAUACCUUGGAGAGCCGGCAAAUGUUUGGCGUGGGAUGUUACGGUCCCUGGCACCCUCGCCGAACGAUACGUAAACCUGACAAGUAA
Helobdella robusta is the source of this 1167-nucleotide messenger RNA. RefSeq lists its product as hypothetical. The coding region runs from base 1 to 1167 and encodes 388 amino acids. Lineage: Eukaryota; Metazoa; Annelida; Clitellata; Rhynchobdellida; Glossiphoniidae. The record is from RefSeq and is a predicted model, not a curated record. The transcript is spliced from 7 exons.